Tarenaya hassleriana is the source of this 2066-nucleotide messenger RNA. RefSeq names its product SWI/SNF complex component SNF12 homolog. Gene Ontology annotation, biological process: regulation of transcription by RNA polymerase II. Gene Ontology annotation, cellular component: SWI/SNF complex; nucleus. The coding region runs from base 201 to 1823 and encodes 540 amino acids. The transcript is spliced from 4 exons. Lineage: Eukaryota; Viridiplantae; Streptophyta; Magnoliopsida; Brassicales; Cleomaceae. The record is from RefSeq and is a predicted model, not a curated record.
CGAUCGCUUCGUCACGGAUCUCAUCUACGACCGUACGAUUCAACCGAUCUCGAGCCGACGAGGUUCUGAUACUUUCCCGUCGUCAUUACCGCAAGGGUUUCCGCGUUCUUUUCUGCUUGUGCUGAGCGUUUGGUCGGAAGAGGAAGAAUUUGACGCUCGGAAGUUAUUUACUUGUUGUUCAUUCUGCUAGUUAAAUAUCAAUGUCCGGGAACAACAACAAUCCACAAAAGCCUCCAGGCUCCAAUUCCUCGCCUUUCGUGAAUCCUGGGAUGGCCUCAGCAUCCAUCUCUACAAACCCAGGUUUCCCUCAGUCCCAAAUGGCGGCUAACUUUCAGGCCCAGUUUCAGCUUUCGCAAGCUCAGGCUCUUGCCCAUGCACAAGCUCAAGCUCAAGCUCAAGCACAGUCUAAAGUUCAAGCACAAUUCCAAGCUCACUUACAAGCACAAGGCUUGGCAAUGAACCAAAACCAAGGUUCCCCAGGGAUUGGUGGUUUGGGUUCAUCUUCGCCUUCUAUGUCAACUCCUGGAAGUCUGAAUAUAAAGAGGUUCCCACUGAAACCACCUAUGCGCCCCCCUGGUGUCCUUAUGGGUAACAACACGAUUUCUCCUAUGAGAACGAUGGAGUUAACUCCUGCUGCACGGAAAAAGAAACAGAAACUCCCGGAGAAGACAUUGCAGGAUCGGGUGGCUGCUAUCUUGCCCGAGUCUGCUUUAUACACUCAACUUCUGGAAUUCGAGUCUAGGGUCGAUGCUGCCUUGUCUAGAAAGAAAGUUGACAUUCAGGAAGCCCUCAAAAACCCUCCCUGCAUUCAAAAGACGCUCAGGAUCUAUAUUUUUAACACGUUCAGUAACCAGGUAAACACGAUUCCUAGGAAUCCAAAUGCUGAACCGCCGACAUGGACUCUUAAGAUUAUCGGGAGGAUCCUGGAAGAUGGAGUGGAUCCUGACCAGCCUGGAUUUCUUCAGAAAUCGAAUCCACUGUAUCCAAAGUUCUCUUCUUUCUUCAAAAGGAUAACGAUUUCUCUGGACCAGAGGCUGUAUCCCGAAAACCCAGUGAUUGUAUGGGAGAAUGCCCGAUCACCGGCUCCUCAGGAAGGGUUUGAAGUAAGAAGAAAAGGGGAUCAGGAAUUCACAGCUAAUAUACGGCUGGAGAUGAACUAUGUUCCUGAAAAAUUCAAGCUAUCCCCUGCUUUGGUGGAAGUUCUGGGCAUUGAGGUUGAUACCCGACCCAGAAUCAUCGCUGCAAUCUGGCAUUACGUUAAAGCCAGAAAAUUGCAGAACCUGAAUGACCCCUCUUUCUUUAACUGUGAUGCUGCACUCCAGAAGGUGUUUGGGGAAGAAAAGAUGAAAUUCACAAUGGUUUCUCAAAAGAUAUCUCAUCACUUAUCACCUCCACCACCAAUUCAUUUGGAACACAAGAUCAAGCUUUCGGGAAAUAAUCCUGCGGUGUCAGCUUGUUAUGAUGUGCUAGUGGAUGUACCUUUUCCAAUCCAAAGGGAGCUGUCUAUCUUGUUGGCCAAUGCGGAGAAGAACAAAGAGAUUGAAGCUUGUGAUGAAGCAAUUUGUGCGGCUGUACGGAAAAUCCAUGAGCAUAGAAGACGGCGGGCGUUUUUCUUAGGGUUCAGCCAAUCACCAGUUGAAUUUAUCAAUGCCCUGAUUGAGUCUCAAAGCAAGGAUCUCAAGCUUGUUGCAGGAGAAGCAAGUCGAAGCGCUGAGAAAGAACGUCGAUCAGAUUUCUUCAACCAACCAUGGGUUGAGGAUGCGGUGAUACGAUACUUGAACAGGCGGCCUGCAACCGGGACCGACGUGCAUGGCAGUUCAUGAGUUCGUUGCUUCUUCAAACUCAUGGGUUCUUUCAGAUUUGACUUUAUUUCCAUUGGAAGUAGUAUAGUUUCAGCUGCUCUGUAUAUUUAUGUUAAAUGCCAUGAAACUUUGUUACUGAGAACAAACUCGUAGGUGGGAAUAUUAACUUUGUAGUUUGUCCUUGUAAGGGCAAUAGGGCAUGUAUCAGCUUUUGUAACAUGCAAGUUGUUGUUGCCAUUGCAGUAAUAAGUGUCUUGCCAUGUC